UCAUACGUCAUGUUGACAUGCGGACUGACAUGUAUUGACAUCGCGUGUUACGAAAAAUAAAUUAUGCAAAUUAAUUCAUUAUCUUUGUAAUAAUACAAAAUUAGAGACACAGUGUUACUAAAAUAUUAAAGCUUUAGACCGCAGCGAAAUAAUAAUGGCGGAAAAAUACAUACUAACACUAGAUAUAGGAACUACUACGAUACGUUCUUUUAUAUAUAAUUCUAAAGCCGAAACUAUUGGAAGUGCUGUUGACCAGGUCAAAUUACACUAUCCAAGUCCGGGGUUUGUGGAAAUAGAUCCUGAGGAGCUAUGGAAAUCAGUUGUACAAGUUGUGUUAAUUUCAAUCAAAGAUGCGAAACUAUUGGCAGCACAAAUCACAGCAAUGGGCAUAUCAACACAGAGAAGCACAUUCAUUAAUUGGUCACGAGAGACGGGCAAACCAUUCCAUAGAUUCAUCACGUGGAAGGAUCUCAGAGCCGACAAACUAGUCAAUCAAUGGAAUGAAUCUUAUACUUGGAAGCUAUUCAAGGCCGGUGCAUACGUCUUGUAUUUAAUAAUGAGGAGUCAAAAGUUCCGAGCCGGAAGUGUCCUUAAAUUCAUGAACACACAGACUACACUAAGGCUAAGCUGGGCGUUACAAAACAUCGCGCCGCUGAAGGAAGCUGCGAAAAGGGAUGACGUCAUGUUCGGGACACUGGACACGUGGCUGUUGCACAAACUCACAGGAGGCAAAAUCCACGUUUCGGACGUCUCAUCAGCAUCAGCCACUGGUUUCUUCGACCCAUUCUGCAUGGAAUGGGGCGGUUGGGCGCUAUCCCUCUUCAAGAUACCGCGCAGUGUGCUACCCACCAUAGUGGACACGGCGGGCAAGCACUUCGGGACCACUACGCCUGAUAUAUGGGGACAUGCGAUACCUAUCAUAAGUUGUAUGGCCGACCAAACAGCAUCCAUGUGGGGUUCCUGCUGCUUCGAAGUCGGAGACGUGAAGCUCACCAUGGGCACGGGUACCUUCUUCAACAUAAACACGGGUUCGGUGCCCCACGCCAACGUGGCCGGUCUGUACCCCAUCGUGGGCUGGAGGCUGGGGGAUGAGCUGGUGUACUCUGCUGAGGGCUCCAACAACGAUACUGCCUCUAUUAUCAAGUGGGCACAGAACUUAGGUCUUUUUGACAACCCUCAGGACUCAGCAAGCAUUGCUGAAUCAGUUCCAGACACCGAUGGAGUCUACUUCAUUCCAGCAUUCAGUGGAUUAGGGGCGCCAUACAACGACGGCUCAGCAGCAUCGGGCUUCGUUGGCAUGAAGCCCUCAACAACUAAAGCGCACCUAGUGAGGGCAGUUUUGGAGUCCCUCGCGUUCCGGAUAGCGCAGCUGUAUUACUGCGUGCGCGAGGAGAACAACUACCAGUUUAACAUUAUCAGAGUGGACGGCGGCGUCUCCAACAACGAUUUCAUCGCGCAACUAGUGGCGGACCUGACCGGGCUCCGUGUAGAGCGGCCCGUGCACACAGAGAUGUCCUCACUCGGCUGCGCUCAUGUCGUAGGCUUGCAACUAGGUAUAUGGAAAUCCAAAGCGGAGCUAAAAUCAAUGCGCAAAGUCGCCUGCGUAUUCAACCCACGGGCUCACGUCAAAAAAGCAUACAACGUCACAUUCACCCGCUGGGAGGACGCCGUGAAACGCAUGUGCGGUUGGUACACAGCUAACAAGUCUCAACAGAGUCUCUCUACAGUCUCAGACUCCAGUAGUAGUUCAGUAACCCCACAAAACAGCUUCAAGGUACCUUCGAGAAGAAACGGUAAGUACACAUAGCGGUGGCUUUUCUACUUGCUGGCGCUGCUCGUCGCGUGCCUGCCUAUAAUUAGGUGAUAUAUAUCUUGCCCUGAUGUUUUUAGAUUGAUUCGUGAAGAUACACUCAACAGUGAUAACCCUAUUACUUUAUAGGAAAAGCAUUCCACUAAAUCCUGGCGUUGCCUCGUAAAAACGUGUAAUAUCUGAAGAUUUAUAGGAAUAGGAGUGUCUCUUUCUGUGACAAUGAAUGAUAUACGAUAAAGAAAUAUGCUCAGAAAAUAAUCAUCGACUUAUAACGCUGAAAAAAAUUAAUGUACGUAAUAAAACGCACGGGGCAACACGUGGAAUGGCUUCAUAGGUAGUUUUUUUAAGAUGUGCGUAUUUUGUUUAUAAAUUAUAAAAUUCGGAUAGAGUAAAAAAAUCUGACUAUACCUACUAGUUUUUUAGGUGUACCGUAGUGUGCAGUGUAAGCUUACAUAAAAAGGGUCAUGCCGGAUUUCGCUGUUUUUAUACGUAGCUUAUAAGUGUUUGGAGGUUAUAAUAUAAGAAUAAUACAGGCAAUUAUCAGCAGCAGUGCCAUUUAAUCACGUAUCUAAGUUUUUUGUUAAUUAAGCCUAUUGAUUUAAAAUUGUAGCGAUGGUUGGAGGCCGUCUUUAAUAUGAUAAUUAAUAUCAAACGUUUAAGUGUCGUCUGAAAAUUCACAGAUUAAGUAAAAGACAUUACCUAUAUGUAAUGUAAGUUAGCCUAAACUUAAAUGAAAAUGCCCAUGUAUGUAUAAUUAUGAAUGACUGAAUGUUCGCUGUUCUCAAGUUGCCCACUAUUAUUGUAAAUAUUAGGAAAUUUAAUGGAUAAAUAAUCUUCACAAAAACUAGGUUGUAUUGACCUAGAUUUUAACUCUAAAAAUGCAGCUAAACAUAUGUCACUGAUUGAGAAAUGGGAGUUGAUUGUGUGUUAGUGCAUUAAACGAUCCCAUUUAUCUAAGAACAGAUUUACCUAUUUCCGUAAAGUAAAUAAAUAAAAAUAUACCGGCGAUGCUUCUAAAGGGGUCCACAGAUUACCAGUUCGCCGGACGAUAUCAGCCUGUCAGUUAAACGCAAUAGGCAGCUGACAGCUCCGAACAACUGACAGGCUGAUAUCGUCCGGCGGACUGGUAAUCUGUGGGCCCCUUUAGAUAGAUUUCAACUCACUGAGGGCGCUCCACAAUUUUUGUUUUCCUUUUUUUAAGCGUUUAGAUAUGGAAGUACAAAUAGGGAUCGAAAGAGUUUCUCUACGGGUUUAUUAUUCUUGCCAUAGGCUGUGCAAUUUACCAGUUAGGGCUUACUGCCAUACUAAUAAAUAAAAAUAAUAAUACUUACUGUGACAAUGCAGCUAGCUUGCUCACUUAGCCAAAACAUGACAGAGGCAUUUAAUAACUAGAAUGUUUAUUUACAAUAUUUAACGAACUCUAAUACCCCAUAGAAAUUAAACUUUCGUGAGACAUAUUUUAAACUGUUUAGACGACAACGGUUUCACUCACUUGAAUUUUUAG
This is a messenger RNA of Cydia splendana, 3314 nucleotides long. RefSeq names its product putative glycerol kinase 5. Gene Ontology annotation, cellular component: mitochondrion. Bases 155 to 1807 code for a protein of 550 amino acids. The transcript is spliced from 11 exons. Gene Ontology annotation, biological process: glycerol-3-phosphate biosynthetic process; triglyceride metabolic process; phosphorylation. Gene Ontology annotation, molecular function: phosphotransferase activity, alcohol group as acceptor; kinase activity. The record is from RefSeq and is a predicted model, not a curated record. Lineage: Eukaryota; Metazoa; Arthropoda; Insecta; Lepidoptera; Tortricidae.